AUGAUUGAUAACCAGAAGAAUUAUACCUACAGUGUCCGCUGUAAAGACGUUGCUCGAGUGGUGGAAUUUUCGCCUUAUGAACUGUCCAGCAAAUUGUUGGCUGUCGGCACGAGUACACAAAUUAUUAUCGCAUCAUGCCGUUUCCCUGAAGAGGACCCAGAACUGGAAGACAUUGAAUAUGAAGAGUUGCAGAUUUUUCAGCCAGGAUGUAGCAUCACUGCCCUCAGCUGGAGCCCAGAAACUUCCGUUUCUGUUAUUUCCAGUUCUUUAAGAUUUGUAGCUGCAGGAAUGGAUCAUAAUCUGAGAAUAGUAAAUCUAAAUUUGAAAUCUGAUCCAGAUGUUGAAUUUCUCAAAGGUCACAAGAGUUUCAUCAAUGCUGUUGCUUAUGAGCCUAAUCUGGGUCAGCAAAUUGCCAGUGUCGGAGAUGACAACACCUGCCGAGUUUGGGAGAAAGAUAAAGACAGUAGUGAGAUUAAAGAAGCCAUGUGUUUCUACCUCAUGUCUCCAGGGGUCAGUGUUUGUUGGCAUAAUGAAGAACCCAAAAAGAUCCUGGUUGCUCAAAAGAAUGGUAUUUUACGUUUCUUCAGUCUCCAUAACCAACAACCAAUCAUGUCACUUGAUUGUGGCCAAUCCCCAUUAAUGUCUGCAGACUGGUGCCACAUGAAUUCUCUUGCCGUUGCAGCUGGAGCAUCAACAGAUUGGCUGCUUUUUGAUUCAUCUGUUUCAAGUGCCCCUGCUGACAAGAAGCAAGCCCAUACAGAAGGAAUCCAACAAAUUCGUUGGUGCAGAUGUUCAGAUAAUCUCCUGGCCACAAUUGGACACCCAGGCUGUCAGUUAAAGGUGUUCAGUGUCAAACAACAGCAGCUUCUGAUGUCACAGUCUUACCCUGUAGGAUCUGGAUUGUCAUGGCACCUGAGACUCCCAAUCCUGGUUGUGGCUGGUGACCAACGCCUGUAUUUCUGGUCAGCAAGUUCAAGUUGA
Acanthosepion pharaonis is the source of this 981-nucleotide messenger RNA. Lineage: Eukaryota; Metazoa; Mollusca; Cephalopoda; Sepiida; Sepiidae. The record is from the annotation of a GenBank genome assembly.